UAAUGUCAGAUAAAUAGCAUCGGUGAGCCGUAUAACACCUUUUUCCUUGCAUACUAGUAGUUUCUUUGUCUGUUUGCCAGAAAAAGCGACGGGGAGGGGAGGAUAAGUGGACGGAUAGACUUAUCCAACUCUGCUGUAUAUCAUCAAGCAUUUUGAAGCUGGUGAGGGUGCAAGAUUUGAUUGCAAAAAAAUUAACUUAACUUCGCCUCCACAAGGAUUAUCCAAAGCUCAGCGACCGUGCACUAACACUCACGUAUGUGUAUAGUGAUUUACACGUACAAAUAUUUUAACUGAUAUAAUAAGCAGUUAAACCAAACGAAGGUUCAACCUAGAGAGAAGCCGUCCGUGAACUGGUGUUCUAAGAAGAAAUUUUCUUCUUGAUACUGCUGGGUUAAACAUGGAAAUGCCAAAUUUUAAGAAAACCGUGGAUUUACAAAAUGGCGCAGGUACACUACAUGAAACCUCGGCACAAGAAAGAACUCACUCUGGAGUGAAACCAUUCAAAUGUCAGUAUUGUGAAAAGAGUUUUAUUACCAAAGGUAAACGUACAUAUCAUGAAAAGACACACACUGGAGAAAAACCUCAUAAAUGCCAGCAUUGUGAAAAGAGAUUUCUUGAGAAAAGGGGAUGUAGAGACCACGAAAGGACCCACACUGGAGAAAAACCAUUCAAAUGUCAGUAUUGCGAAAAUAGUUUUAUUACAAAAAGUUUAUGUACAAGACAUGAACGGACACACACUGGAGAAAGGCCAUACAAAUGCCAGUAUUGUGAAAAGAGCUUUAAAAGCAGACAUGGAUGUGUACUUCAUGAAUGGAACCACACACUUCGUAAUGAAGCAGAAGUGAAAAAGGAAUUGAAAGAUGAUGUUGCUCCAGGAGAACGACCUGUUAUAUACCCUGUUGCAAUGUUUAGAAACGUUUUUGCAGAUGCUGAUCAUUUUGUGGCUGAAACCGAUUUGGAGUUACAAAAUGGCGCGGGUAUACUACAUGAAACCUCGGUACAAGAAAGAACUCACUCUGGAGUGAAACCAUUCAAAUGUCAGUAUUGUGAAAAGAGUUUUAUUACGAAAGGUAAACGUACAUAUCAUGAAAAGACACACACUGGAGAAAAACCACAUAAAUGCCUGCAUUGUGAAAAGAGAUUUCUCGAGAAAAGCGCAUGUAGAGACCACGAAAGGAUCCACACUGGAGAAAAACCAUUCAAAUGUCAGUAUUGUGAAAAAAGUUUUAUUACAAAAAGUUUAUGUACAAGACAUGAACGGACACACACUGGAGAAAGGCCAUACAAAUGCCAGUAUUGUGAAAAGAGCUUUAAAAGCAGACAUGGAUGUGUACUUCAUGAAUGGAACCACACACUUCGUAAUGAAGCAGAAGUCAAAAAGGAAGUGAGAGAUGAUGUUGCUCCAGGAGAAGGACCUGUUAUAUACCCUGUUGCAAUGUUUAGAAAUGUUUUUGCAGAUGCUGAUGCAUAAUGUCUAGGAAGACAUAAAUUGAUAUCUAAGACAUUUGAGAUGCACUGAUCUAACUUAUUAGUUGUAAGUUCUCAUACAUUAAGAUAUGGGUAAAGAAUUUAAUGUGAAAAAACAGUGAUUCAUCGCUUGGCUUCUUGUUGAUAGAGAAUUAACUGAAGUAUCAGAUGAGAUUUCUUUCAUUUUCAAGUCAUCUAUUUUUUAAACCUAAAAACUGAUCUAUGUCAUAGUGUAUACAUUAGAAAAUAAGGAAGGACGUUAAUAACGGAAUAUUACAAUAACAGAAAAUUGAUUACAAGACUUGAAUGAUUAUAUGAAUAUUAAGACAAAAGGAUGAGAAUGGUCAUAACUACAUUUCCGAGAAAACCUCGGCCCAGGCAUGAGCGAUAGGAUUAGAACCUUGGGUCUUAAAUUGUAAAUUUUGUGGGAGGGAUGCUCUGAACACUGCUUUUAUUUCCCAAUAAUUCAACGAAUUGAGCAGUGCCUGUACAAAAGAUUAUGGUGCAUUAUUUAUCUGGGAUUAAGACAAAUUCCCAGUUUCAAAGGCUUUAUUGGGUUUUGGAUUAAAUGUACCUUCUCGUCAUAUGCAACAUUUGCGCAUGUAUAAAAUUUUGUCAGUAAUUACUGCUACAAAAAAUAUAUGUUAAGGAAUCAAUCUUUUCAAUGAGGGAAGACUAAUAGUAUUUCACAUGCCAUAGAAGGAGAAAAGUUUUAAAAAUCAUCAAAAGAUAUAUCUAUUUAUAGCAUCUGUAGUGCUUUUUUCCUUAUACAACAGAACUGUAAGGUAGUCGCUGUUUAGUGGUUUUGUUGAUAUCAUUAAAGAGGAAUGUUAUAACUUUAAAAAAUGACUUAAUACAAUACCUGUAAAAUUCAUAAUUUUU
This is a messenger RNA of Lingula anatina, 2349 nucleotides long. RefSeq lists its product as uncharacterized. NCBI's taxonomy places the organism in Eukaryota, Metazoa, Brachiopoda, Lingulata, Lingulida, Lingulidae. The record is from RefSeq and is a predicted model, not a curated record.